This is a messenger RNA of Cryptotermes secundus, 2498 nucleotides long. RefSeq names its product general transcription factor 3C polypeptide 6. The record is from RefSeq and is a predicted model, not a curated record. Lineage: Eukaryota; Metazoa; Arthropoda; Insecta; Blattodea; Kalotermitidae. Gene Ontology annotation, biological process: transcription by RNA polymerase III. Gene Ontology annotation, cellular component: transcription factor TFIIIC complex. The transcript is spliced from 2 exons. The coding region runs from base 482 to 1207 and encodes 241 amino acids.
AGAUAUGUAAACAAGUAUGACGAAAUGUACAUUUUUAUCGUCUUGUUUUUUAAUUCGUAAGAAUUGGGUUGUAGUAAGCGUAGUAAGUGUACUUUCAUUACCAAGUAUUGGCAAUGAUUUGGACAGAUGAACGAACAUGAACAUGUGGAGGAAGAUGGAAGCGGUGUUAUGUGUUUAAUGAGUGAUGCGUAGGGUUUUGGAAGUUGUUGAAUGGGACAGUUGCGUUUCAAACUAGAUUUAUCUUUAACUGUUGAAAAAUUCGGUUUGUUACCUUAUUUAUGAAAACUAUAGGAACGUGCGUAAAUGAGAACAGUGGGCAGAAGGAAAAUACGUAUUUUGUAGUGAUAUGUAACUUAACCCUACCUAUGGAUAUUUGUCUCGUAUAGUAUGAAGAAUAUGUGAGAAUUCUCGGAAUACAUUUUUUGUUUAUCUUCAGUUUUAUUUGAAUGACUAGUAGUCUGUGAUACACACAGAACCUCACAUGUCAAGUAGUGAAGAAGAGGAAGAAUUCUUGGUCAAUGUGGAAUUUAAUGGAAUGUUGGAGAAGGACAUUCUUGAUAGAUCUCCGGUCUUCUUAAAGAUGAUUGAUGUUGAAGGAAAGAAUCCGGUUAUGCAGAUUGGAAAUCAGACAUUUGCAGGAGAAUAUCGUGAUAUUGUGGGGACAGCUCUUUUCUUUGAAGAGGACCCAGUGCCCCCUGGAGGUGACUCUGUUUUUACAACCAUUCCAGAACAUCAACUCCGUUAUGUCUGCAAAACUCGGAAAGCUUUGCAUAUGUCAAGAGUAUUUUUACAGAGGAAAGAUUCUGCUGAAAACACUGAUGCAAAGUAUGGUGUCAAAAAUGAUUCUGGUGUAGAGCCAGAUGUUGAUAUUAGCGGGAAUUCUGUCAGUAUGAAUCAGAAGAUUGCAACCAGAAAUGUCUGUAACAGUCCUUCAGACAAUCUUUCAAUGGAGAUAGAAGAAUUACAUUCAAUGGCUAGCAAGAAGCAAGAACCCAGAAGAAAUCCUGAUCCUGAACCUGUAGCAGGACCUUCAUGGAUGUCUGAUCUACCCAGAGAUGAUGUUAGAGAUCUGGAAACAUUGAUGGAGGCCACUGCGUCAAAGAGAGUGACACAUGAGAUCUCAGAACUUAUAGAGAAGCAAAUAAAUAUUACUACUGAUAGUACUGAAAAUAUUGUGACUGAUUCUGACAGUGUAUGUGAUGGCUAGUACUGUCAAAUCUUUAUUUAAGGUCUUCCUGAGAUACAUUUUGAUUAACAUGUUGAUGUAGUCAUUAUCACAUACAUCAGUUUCCCACAAUUCCUCUUGCUUCUCAUAAUGCUGUAUCUCCACCUGCUAAUGUAGUAACUGUUCUAGUAACCCAGGCUGGGCUAAAGAGCUCAUUAUAAUGCAGCUGUUUAGUUGUGUAAUGUGUUUACCACCUCCUUCAUGUUUUAUGUGUUUAUAACAUGUUUCAGCUGUAUACAGCCAUCUUCAAUUAUAUUUGUUGUGGCAGCUGUUUCAAUGCACAUGUGUCACUUUCAGCUGUAUGACAGUAUAAGAGUUGUAAGCACAAAUUGAACCUUAAAUGAUAUCAUUAAUGAGAAUUGUGUAAAAUGUAAUUUUGUGUAUUUUUCAUUAAUGGCAGUCAUUGUUGGAUGUCCUGUGUGCUGGGCACAGUGUCUGUCCAUAUCAGUGAGUGUUCAGAGUUGUGGAUGGAUGUGUUCUGUUGUGUAUUGCUCAUGGGUGAUGUGUAUGUGGUCCGCAUGUCUUGAACAUUAUGGGAAUUUCAGAAUGUAGAUGGAUUUUGCUUUUAAGUUUUAUAGCCACACCAUUCCUAUUAUAAAGCUUUGAAUGUCAGAUUAGGAUUAUUGGUUAUCUGUUGUCUAGUAUUCUCUACAGAAUAUUCCAUUUAAGAAAGUUGGUGUGGGAGAGAGAGCUAGUCUCAAGUCACCAGACUGACACAGUGCUGUGACUGCAAUGUAAGAUAUGGGACAAAAUCAAGGAACCUAAUAAUACUAUGGGUAAAGAUGUAUACUGUCAACAGAGCUCUUUAGAAUUGGCUUCUAAAUUGAGGUUGUUGUGAUCUGUAAAGGGUGGCAAAGAAGUUUCAAUAGUGCCUAUGUGUUAAAGUUACCGCCAUGUUGUCCAGCAUGUUAGCUCUGCCAAUCAUAGAAGUUUAUUUUUAGAAAGAACACCCAAAACCUAAUGUAAGAAUUUCCAUCCAAGUUCAUAAGGUAAGGUUUUUGGGUUUGUUUUUACUUUGAUUGGCAGUGCUUAUGCUGCAAACAGCAAGGUGGUAACAUCUUAAAAAUACUUGGGUCAGCCAUUAAUAUUCAAGUACUCAACUGCUUGAUUUCUCCUGCUCUUGCCUUGUAUUUACUCUGAAAAUGACUGCUGCAGUAUAUGCCAAAAGGGAAUGGCUUCAACAUAUGAUGCAACUGAAUCUUAGAAAAGCUGGCAAUUACACAUUUGAGGUAGAUUCAGUAGAAAGAGGAUUCCAGUUAGUGUUGACACAGAA